Sarcophilus harrisii (Tasmanian devil) is the source of this 1849-nucleotide messenger RNA. It is a transcript of the gene CBLC, whose product is annotated as Cbl proto-oncogene C. The transcript has 10 exons. NCBI's taxonomy places the organism in Eukaryota, Metazoa, Chordata, Mammalia, Dasyuromorphia, Dasyuridae. Bases 15 to 1628 code for a protein of 537 amino acids. The record is from RefSeq and is a predicted model, not a curated record. Gene Ontology annotation, biological process: cell surface receptor signaling pathway; negative regulation of epidermal growth factor-activated receptor activity. Gene Ontology annotation, cellular component: membrane raft; plasma membrane. Gene Ontology annotation, molecular function: calcium ion binding; phosphotyrosine residue binding; SH3 domain binding.
UCCCAGAGCCUUAAAUGGCUCCUCGCCAGAGCCCCACUCCGGGCUCCCCGUCAGGAGUCCAGGCCCGGUUCCCUCGGGGGGCUUCAGGCCUUCGGGCCGCUCCCUUCUGCGGCCAGGGCACAGCCGUGCCUGGGACGCCAGGUGUCCUGCCCCACGCCUGCCUCCACCCUCCCCUUCCUGCCCACACCCUUGGGCGGGCGCUUCCCGGCCUCCUUCCUCCGGGAUUGCUGCCCAUGGCCUCCAUCGCCGGGCCCGGCCUCUCUGGGGGUCAGCGGGGGGAGCAGAAGGCCCUGGCGGGGGCCGUGAAAGAGCUAGAGCACCUGGGCUCUGCCCUGGGCCGGGGCCCCCGCCUGGAGCCGGGCCCCCCCUCGCUGCCGGACCUGCUCCCUCAGAUGGCCAGGCUACUGCAGCGGGUGGCAGAGGCCCGCGGGCAGGCCCCCGGAGGCCACCGGGAGCCCGGGGGGGCCGCCGACUUCCUGGCUGGCUUCCUGACUAACCUGGGCCAGAAGGCGCAGCAGGCGGCCGCCCUCGUCUCAGCGGGGGCGGGGGAGGGCCCUCGGCACAGGAGGCAGCUGACCAAGCUGGCCUUGAUCUUCAGUCACAUGCACACGGAGCUCAGAGCCCUCUUCCCCGAUGGUCACUACUGCGGACACAGCUACCAGCUCAGCAAGCCCCAGGCUCAGGACUUCUGGAGAACCGCUUGUGGGACGAGGUGUGUGGUUCCAUGGGAAGAAUUCAAGAAGCUUCUGAGUUCCUGCCACCCUGUGAAGCCGGGCCCCAUGGCCCAAGCCUUGAAAUCCACCAUCGACUUAACCGUCAGCGGCCACGUGUCCGUCUUUGAGUUCGACGUCUUUACCCGCCUUUUCCAGCCCUGGGCUUCCCUGCUCAAGAACUGGACCCUGCUGGCCGUGACUCACCCCGGCUACAUGGCCUUCAUCACGUAUGCAGAGGUAAAGGCCCGCCUGCAGACCUACCUGGACAAGCCUGGCAGCUACAUCUUCCGCCUGAGCUGCACCCGCCUGGGUCAGUGGGCCAUCGGCUAUGUGAGCGAAGACGGCCAAGUCCUUCAGACCAUUCCUUUGAACAAGCCCCUCUUCCAAGCUCUGAGAGAAGGCCAGAAAAAAGGCUUGUACCUCUAUCCAGACGGGAAGAAUGUGAAUCCCGACCUGUCGGAGCUGGCAAAAGUUAUGGAUCACAAACACAUUGAGGUCUCACAGGACCAGUUUCGGCUCUACUGCACCAUGAACUCCACCUUUGAACUGUGCAAGAUCUGCGCGGAAAGGAACAAAGACACGAGGUUGAAGCCCUGUGGCCACCUCCUGUGCUACCCUUGCCUGGAGGGCUGGCAGAAAUCCCCAGGCCACACGUGCCCCUUUUGCAGACAUGCGAUUCAGGGAUGGGAGGCUGUGACCAUCCAGCCUUUUCCUGGGGACUCACAAGACCAGAAACACAAGGAGACUUUGAUUAAGGUGGAUUCUGGGGAUUUCCCUUUUGAAGCUCCCAUUCUGCCCCCAAGACCUGACCUGUCCCAUGGGAGAGAUGGAGAUCGUGGACCGCUCCCAACCAGAACUCAGGAACCGGGACCCAGGAAGCCUCAUCCAGGGAAUGCGAGCCUUGGGCCGGAGUGAGCUCUGAGGCUCCCACCCCCUCCAAAAAUCAAUAAGUCUGUAGGGCCGGGAACCAGCAGAAACCUGAGACCCGACAGGAUUCGGAGCUCAGAAUCCAGCACCAGAGAGGGGAAAGUCUCUCAGUCCAGUCAGUGCACGAUGACUAAAGAAACUGCAAAGCCCCAAACUUAGUCAGAGGCUAGAGCAUCCAGCCAAAAACUAGAACCCAGUUAAAAACAUAG